Molecule: messenger RNA, 873 nt
Organism: Cylindrotheca closterium
Lineage: Eukaryota; Bacillariophyta; Bacillariophyceae; Bacillariales; Bacillariaceae
Source: the annotation of a GenBank genome assembly
AUGAAUAGAGAUAAUAAGCUACCGUUCCCAGAACAACUCCCAGAUGCACCAAAUUCAAGCGACACCAUCAAAGUGAACAACCGUGCUUCGCCUUCUCAGCAGCAGCAGCAGACUCCGAGACUUCCACUGGCAAACGCAAAUUACCGACCCACGGGCCAGGACAUCAUUUGUGGAAGAGGCCGAGGGAGCUUUUCGCACGAAGGAAACCAGGUUUACCUUUCACUUCUACGAAGGAAUGCUCAUGCUUACGUGGGGGCUAAAAAACGAGUGGAAAAGAGCGCAAUCAUCAGCACUAUCGUUUCUUCAUUAAAGGAGAGCGGCUUUCGAUUUCUGAAGCAGGAGGAUAAGAAUAAACGAUGGUACGAGCUGUCGCAACAAGAAUGCUACGACCGAACCGCCCAUGCAAUUCGCGAUCUGAUUCGCAAACAAAAAGGAAGAAACAAGAAACCACCUUCACAGUAUGCCUCAAGGUCUCCAUCUCCAUCCGACAGUGAUAUCAGCGUUGACUCCCACGAGAAGCACGGUUAUACUAUACUGCCUACCAGUUUCGACACUCUCAAUCCACUCACCUCUAUUUUCGAGCAGUCGAUUGCGAAUCAGCAGCUUUCAUCACCAUCCUCCGGCACACUACCAUCCUAUCAUGUGGCAAGCCUGCCUCAGGCAACCAUCAACACGGCCAACCUCAAAAGAGAUGCUGAUUCGUUUGAUGAAGAAAUUAGUGAGAUUCCACCUGAAGUGAUGAGUCCAACUGAUAGAUUAAAGACUGGGGGUUUCGAUGCUUUCUUUGAAUUAGAGCCCGAUGACUUCAAGCAAGUGCUCUCGCAACUGGACACUGAAAAACAAGAGCGAAGAGCUUCAUGGGAGAGCAAAUAA